Molecule: messenger RNA, 543 nt
Organism: Cordyceps fumosorosea ARSEF 2679
Lineage: Eukaryota; Fungi; Ascomycota; Sordariomycetes; Hypocreales; Cordycipitaceae
Exons: 1
Coding region: 1-543 (180 amino acids)
Source: RefSeq, a predicted model, not a curated record
AUGAAAAGCGAGGAGACGAAACUAUGGAUACAAGAGCAGGCUGCUUCCGACCAAAGCAUAUACAUGAUCAUCGGCAUACAAACUCUGAUUGAUCCGCGCAUCGAAGUGGAUUUUACUGCCACAAAGCAGAGUGAGGCAACUAUGCGGCUGCUCGGCAAUCUGCCGCCAAAUUUCAAGGUCAUCUCGCCAGCCAUGGAGGGGGGGACCGAUCGUGACACCAGCAACAAGUUGGAGAUUGCUGCCCCUGGGGAGCGAAUCUUCGCUCUGAGAUACCGCCAAGUUACGUUCAAGUGGCUCAAAUGCCUUUCUUCGAACCCCACGAAGCUCUCGCGUACUUGUACGUGGACUUGUCUUGAUACUGCAUGGCGCGGAGCCAAUAGUCAGGAUGGCAAUAUGUCGGACACGAGCGAUAAUGAUAUGAGCGAUGACGAAGGGGAUGAUGUGAUUGAGGUGACAGUUGGAACGGAAAGCACGCUGCCUGACGAAGAUUGGGUCGAGGAGAGGACCGGGAAUGGACAUUACUGCAUCAACACCAUCGCAUAG